Messenger RNA from Kogia breviceps (pygmy sperm whale), 2789 nucleotides. RefSeq names its product retrotransposon Gag like 10 (gene RTL10). Lineage: Eukaryota; Metazoa; Chordata; Mammalia; Artiodactyla; Physeteridae. The record is from RefSeq and is a predicted model, not a curated record.
GUGUGGGGGUGGGGGGAAAGCUGGAAGGCACACAGGUAGUGCUUGCCAUGUUUUUUGGGCUGUGAUGUAAAAAGAUCUUAUGACACACAUUGCACCUGACGGUACAGUGCUUGGGUGGCUGGGAGACAGUUCACAGGACUGUGAAGCUAGCUGGUAAAUGGCGUGGUGACGUGUGGUGGGCUCAGCUGCGUCUGCCACUUACUGGUUAGUGUGUGUGGCCACAGACGAGUGACUUUACUCACCACUGUGCCUCGGGGGUGGCGAGAGGACCAGCCUUGUCAGGGGUCAGUGUUGCGCAUGACUAGAACCAUCAGUGAAGGUUGUUAUUGUCACUCUCCUCCUGAAAUUCUUUGACAGCCAUACAGGCCGUCCAAGGAAGCCCAGGGGGAUCUGAUCUGGCCCCCUUUUCUUCUCCUGGGAUUGACAUCACCGCCAUCACAUCUUGCCCUUGAAACAUCCCAGGUGAUCGCCUCGGAUGGUGGCCUGCGCCUGACAGUCCCAUCAGCUCUUCUCAGCUCUUCUGAGGCAGCAGUGGUCAGCUCCCCGCUCAGCACUUGCCUGGAGCACCCCUCCGCAGCCGUCUGUCCCGUUGUGUCUGCGCGCCGCUUCUGCCCACCCUCUGGGCACCAUCCCUCCCUCCUCUCCCCCUUCUUUCUCUAGUUGACGUGGCAGCUCCCGUGUGCUCCCAGCAUGCCUCGUGGCCGGCGCCAGGGCCCUCGCAAUCCCAUCCGGGCGGCAGCCAACUACGCCAAUGCACACCCCUGGCAGGUGGACGGGGCCACUCCUGGGGUUGCGUACACCCCCCUAGUGGAUCCCUGGAUUGAGCGGCCCUGCUGUGGGGACCCUGUGUGUGUGCGCACAACCAUGGAGCAGAAGAGCUCAGCAAGUGGUGCUGUGGGCGGUAAGCCCGCAGAGAGGUGCCCCCCGGCAAUGCGCGUGGGCCCACGGCCCCUCAGGGUGGACUUCCACUGGGUGCCCGGCUCGGACCCAGGCACCUUUGAUGGCUCCCCUUGGCUGCUGGACCGCUUUCUGGCCCAGCUGGGCGAUUACAUGUCCUUCCGCUUUGAGCACUACCAGGACAACCUCAGCCGCGUCUGCGAGAUCCUCGGGCGCCUGACAGGCCGAGCCCGGGCGUGGGCAGCCCCCUACCUUGAUGGGGACCUGCCCCUACCUGACGACUAUGAACUUUUUUGCCAGGAUCUUGAGGAAGUUAUUCAAAACCCAAACAACGUUGCUGAGUACCACGCUGCAAGGCCCUGUUCUUUGCCUCUGGCCUCGAGCCAGCCACCAGUGGCCCCACAGCUGCCUGUGGUGAUACAGUACUUAGCUAGGUUCUCAGAGGCCUUGGCCCUCAACAUGGGCAGUCCCCCUAGGUCUGUCCCUGCUGCUCUGGCCACCCCCACUGUUUCUAGUUCCAACUCCACAUCUAGAAAUACUCUAUCUGAGCAGCUUCUAGCCAUGGAGAGCAGCCCUGGGCCUGCGGAGCCUCCUGCCUUGUCCAGCUCUGCAGGCAGCGCUGGUCCUGGUCCCGUAGGGCCAUCUUCCUCCCAGCCAGGGGAGGCGGCCCCCAAACCUGUCCCUGCAGUUGAAGAAUCUGCUGAACCCCCUGCCCAGAAACCAGGUCCCACUAACCCAGGGGGUCCGGGACCCCAGGAAACAAAGGAGGUUUCUGAGACAGAGGCAGGCCAGGAGGCAUCCUUAGGUACCCCACAGGGGGCAGUGGACACCCCAGCGACCCCAGGAGAGCCACCAUUCUGUCCCAUGCCCCAGCCCACAGCACUGGAUUCCGAACAUGGCCUGGGCAGGUGUGGCAGUGCCCCCUUGUCAUGAAGUGGCCUGUGUGGCCAGGGAACCCCACGGCCCCCUGUCAGGACAGUGGGGUAUUGCCAGCUAACUCUAGAUGGGGUGCACCAGGUAGUGCCCUGUCUCCUUGCCCCGUUGCUGGUCAGGAGAUGCACUUGUUUGGCGUCUACUGUGUCUGAGCACAAACAGCUCCCCUUAAACCCCCACCCCAGGACACAGCAGGACAAUGGCCUCUACCCUGUGCCCCUCAUUCUCCAACUCCCUCAGUGGCCCAGAGGCUGCCUCCCACUGGGCUCUUGGCUGCAUCCCAACACCUUGUUGGGGAGUGCCUUCUCACCUGGCCUGUUCCCGCUAGCUGGAAAGAGUUGCAGAGAUCAGUCCCCAUCAAGUUUGGGAGUAACUACGCCCCCCCCCAAACCCACCCCCUUCAGUGCUGGCUGGGACUGGACUGGGUCCACUGUGCCACCCCUUUUGGACCUAACUCUUGUGGUGUCUGCUUUGACUCCUACCCUAGUCUCUGCUCCCUGUGUCCCCUAUCCUCUGGACUGGAUGUUAAGGAAGGCUGCAUGGAGGAAGCAACUGCUUUCAUUAUUCAGUAUAAGUGGGAGGGUGUCUUGGCAGAGAAGGGUGCUUCCCUACAUAUGGGCUUACCAGCAGCCCUGGCCCAUUGGAACAGCUUUAAUGCAGGAGGGUGGGGUGGGGGCUUCCUUGCCAGUCUCGGCUCCCUUCUAGGCAUUUGCUUGCUGUGUUAUCAUCUAGUCUUGUUUUGGUCCAUGCUGCCCUCCCCUCUGCUCUUCAGCAGUCCUGCCUCCACACCCACUCGUGCACUUGGCUGCUUCAGCACUCACACCCAGCGCUGUAAUGACUUGUGUAUCUGGAUGGACUGUGAGUCCCUAGGGCAGGGCUCCCAUCAGUCAACCUCGUGUCCCUGCUACACAAUCGGUGCUAUUAAACAUGAGUUGGAUCCAUGGCUGAGUGAGUCCUUG